Messenger RNA from Elaeis guineensis (African oil palm), 1133 nucleotides. Its product is annotated as VQ motif-containing protein 31. Lineage: Eukaryota; Viridiplantae; Streptophyta; Magnoliopsida; Arecales; Arecaceae. The record is from RefSeq and is a predicted model, not a curated record.
UUCAAGGAUUAAAAGUCUCUGUCUUGCUGACCUGGUCCGUUUAGCUAAAAAUAUCUAAACCGACACUUAAAACGUAAAGAAACCUCCAACGUUAUUCUUGUUUAUCUUCCUUCUUUCUCUCUCCUAUGCCAAGAUCUUUCACGCGUAUAGCAGCAGUCUGUUAAUUUUGUUGUCGGUUUCCUCAUAAAACCUCUUCUUUUCUAUAACCUCAUCUUUUUCCUUUCCAUAAUCCCACCAAAAGCCCAAGAAGGUGGCGGACUGAGGAUGUGGAGAGCCUGUUGGAGGGAAUGCAAUUAGAAGCUCUGCUAUGUAUAUAUUAUCUCUCAACGAAGGUGACUUGAGAAAGUGGAGGUAUUUAGUUUGUAGCAAGCUCCUACAGACGCUCCAGAAUCAUUGCUUCACGCAACAAACAUAGAUGGAGAAAGCACCAGGGUUGGGCCCACAAGCCCCGGUCCCUUCCACCACCUUUGUCCAGACCGACGCCACCACCUUCAAAGAGCUGGUCCAGCGCCUGACCGGUCCGCAUGACGAACCGAACCGCCCCCUCACGCCGGUCCCGCCCACCGACCCCAACUCCGGACCGGCCCAACUCCCCAAGGGCCUCCCCGGCGUCAAGCGGCCCACCUUUAAACUCCACGAGCGCCGCCAGGGAAUCCGGUCCAAGCUCACCAUCACCAAACCCGGUUCGUACCCCCAACUGGCCGAUCUCUGCCUCCAAGCCGGACCGGCCGUCGUAUCCCCUUCCUCGUCGACGCCCGGCUUCCCUUUGAGCCCAUUGAUCUCUCCGUCGUCGAGUUUCGCUGAUCUUCAUGUCGGCGAGGAGGGAACCGGGCCGGAUGAGUUGAACCGGGAGGCGGAGGAGAGGGCGAUCAAGGAGCGGCGGUUCUAUUUGCACCCCUCGCCUCGGUCCAGACCGGGAAAUGCUGAACCGGAGUUGCUGCCUUUGUUUCCAGUAACCUCUCCCAAGCCACCUGGACCUUGAGGAGAUGGAUUUUGAGAGAUUAGAAUCAGUCUUAUGAUUCUUUGUGUAAAUUCUCUUAUUCUUCUUGUUCAUAAAGAAUAAUUGUACAAUUGAAUAGAGAAGAACUUGGACAAGUUAAUUACACUAUAAUGGAAUUUCUUAGGAGUCUAUA